This is a messenger RNA of Cottoperca gobio, 5238 nucleotides long. Its product is annotated as consortin-like. The coding region runs from base 236 to 1675 and encodes 479 amino acids. Lineage: Eukaryota; Metazoa; Chordata; Actinopteri; Perciformes; Bovichtidae. Gene Ontology annotation, biological process: positive regulation of Golgi to plasma membrane protein transport. The transcript is spliced from 13 exons. The record is from RefSeq and is a predicted model, not a curated record. Gene Ontology annotation, molecular function: connexin binding. Gene Ontology annotation, cellular component: trans-Golgi network; transport vesicle; plasma membrane.
AAGAUGGCGACAGUGCAUCCUGCUGCCGCCAACAGAGGCGCAGGCCUGCUGACAGCGGCAGUAACGACCUAUGGUAACGACCCCUGGCUGUCUGUUGGAAACACCUUCAGUCACUACAACAAUCCCAGCGAAGUGUUUGAUGCCCCAUCUUUUACCAUUCAGCCAACCUAUCCAGACGCUUGAAGAAGGGCUUGUUUAAGGGCUGAAAGCUCAAACUCUGUGAGGGUGUAUCCCGAUGGAUCAUGGUGGCCAACUUGAGAGGGAGGACAGAGUAAUGUCAAAAGUUCAGGUGGGCGGGGUUGACCUCUGUGAUAACCUUUCUAAACCUGAAGAUCUCACUGCCCAAACUCAAAAUCUCAACGAGACAAGCACGCUCGCACAGAAACAAAGUCUCUGUCCCUCACGAAGCGAAGAAGGAGGAGAGAUCAUCCAAAAAGCCUCUGUCAACAACAAUGGGAAGGACAUGGAAGAGGAGCAGGGACAGGCGGGAUACACAGGAAGAGGCAGAGAGGAUGAGGAAGAAGACAUUGAUGAGGUGAUGAAGGACGAGGAAGAGGAGGAGGAAUCAAGCUGUCUAAUUCGCUGCCAGUCUCCAGACACUCCCAUGACUGAUUCCUCCUAUUCAGACACCGGCAGUCUGCUGGAGACUCUGUAUCCCUUCAGCCCGGGGACGAGUCCGGAGCCUACAUCCCCUCUCCUUCCAGUCAGUCAGGAAACUGCAUAUCCCACCAGUCAAGUGGAACUGAGCCAGAGCGAUGUCAAAGUGGACUCCCAUAACACUGAAUCAGUUGCCUCCACCAUAGGGCCCAUUACCCAGGCACCCACCUUCACCACGGGGCCUAAAGGUUCUACUACACCAACUUUAACCUCAGACACCUGCUCACCUGGUAUCACAGAAGAUGCAGACAGGAUAGCAAAAAACUUCCCUACAGAAUAUCUUACCUCAGAGACAUUUCCACUAACUGCUUGCACCACAAGGCUCAACACUUCCAUUGCUUCCACUCCUCUAAAUGCAAAAAUAGGACCCCUUACCUUCACCACGGGGCCUACAACUGCAGGUACAGAAUCCACUACUACCCCAGGACCUAUAAACUCAAAUUGGGAACACAUUACCUUCACUCCAGUGCCCACUUGUUUCUCAGUCUCCACCUGUGCCACAGGGCCUAUUCCAAACCCUGCACUGCUGGAGUCUCUGGAGGACUUGGCACAAAGAGGAGAUGACACCCACCUUCCACAGUACCUUCACCAGAUUGCCGAGACCUUUGUCCUUAACGAAGACUACCAGCGGGCACUAUGGUGCAUCCAACUAGAGAGACUCUAUCACCAGAGAGUAUUGGAUAACCUGAAUGCGCUGCAAGAACAGUGGGAGAGUCAGUGUAGAAGUUCUUCCUCCGACCUGGCAACCCAACAUCUGGACACUCUGAAGAACAUCUGCCAGACGCACAGUCGACCGGGAGCUAGAGAUGCUGCGUGUGCAUCUCUGGAUCCUUUGAGGCCUACAUUUGAUUCAUGUACCUCAGCCCAUCAGGUUGAUGAAGGGAUAGAGCAGGCAGCCAAAGACUCCUCCCCCUCUCAGAGCAGCCAUCCAGUCAUACCCUCCAUUAAUUUGACUGAUGGGCUCAAUCCCCCUGAGAUCUCAGAAUCGGAGAGGGAAGACCUAGGCAGGGAAGUAUAGUUUCCAUGAAGAUCAGCUGACUGACGAGCAGAGCGGCGACAAAGAGGCAAACGAGGCAGAAGGAGGGGUAGAAAACAACAUUUCCAUCGUAGGACAUGGACUACACCCCUCUACAGCUGGAGAAAUGGAUCAGUCCAAGCCCGCAGAGCAGCAGGGAGGAGAUUUAGGUCCCGCACAGGAAAAGGAGGCAGAGAGGGACGAAGAGGAGAGGGACCUGGAGGAGGCAGCCAAGGCUUUGGAGAUGGAAGAUGAGGGAGAGGAGGAGGAGAGGCAGAAGGAAAGAGACUGUCCUCCAUGUCAGAAAUCGCUCCCAGUGGAGACUCUUGUCAGUGGGGCAGAGCUGGAGGUACAACAGCUGCACCAGGGAGCUCUAGCUGAGGAGAAGCUGCAUGAGGACACCCCGGAGAGCGCUAAAACCUGCCUGCACCAGGAGGCCUACCUCCCUCAAGAGGCUCACAUGGAGGAGGAGGAAGAGGAGGAGGAGGAGGAGGAGGUGGUGGAGGUGGAAGAGGAGAGGAGUACGAGUACGAGUACGAAGUAGAGCAAGUUGACAUCAUCAGAGAAGCUGCCUCACUGGACAACAUGGCUAAACUCAUCACUGUUCAGGAGGUGUCUCCUGCCUCUGGCCUGGUCUCCAUAUUGAAGAAGCGGCGUGUUUGUCUGGACAACGUGAGUGUUUCCGCCAGCUCAGAACUCCAACCUGACCCGGCCAAAAGACGCGUCCGCUUCAAAGUCCCUGAUGACGGAUAUGAGCAAGAUGUUGGCGGUGGAGACUCCUGCCUGCUUCUCUUCCUUCUUUGUCUGGUUACCGUAGUGAUCAGUAUGGGGGGCACCGCCCUUUACUGUGCUCUGGGCGACGCCCACUCCUCAGUCUGUCAGGACUUCUCCAGAAAUGCAGACUUCUACUUCGCCCAAAUACAGACCGGGAUAGCUCAAAUCCAACAGUGGUUUGCUCCCGGGUCAUAGCAGCAAACAGUUUGUCAACGUUAAGGAGCCACUGGCCUUACUGUUUAUCACUGAGGGCUCCAGCAGCCCCUGCUACUUCCUGGGACAAUGUUUUACGAGGUAACGGUGCCAGGCAGCUGCUACUGUCCCCUCCGCUAUGUGGAGCAAGCUGCCUAAUUGGCUAACAUUACAUCAGAUACUGUUGGCAUUUGUAAGCCUGCUCUGCUGCAUUUUUAAUACUCUUUAAAUACAAUCCCAGGGUUCAUUGAGCCUAAAAGUCACAGGUCAGAUGUCCCUUUACAACAGUGGUUUAAAAGGGAAAGUAGAGCACAGGGAGAAAGAGGAUCACUGGAGAAUGAAGAGUGCAGAACAGAAGAGGAAGAACUGACCUCCACCCCUCUCAAUGCUGCCCAGAUUAAAUAGGUUACGCAUUCUCGAGCUGACUUCAGAAUUUUAUAAUGUGACUCAAGUGUCCUAUUGAACCAGCUGAGAGCUGUCUCCGCUCGCACGUGCACCGUCAGCCAGUGACACUUAGGUUUCAAAAGUCAAUCAACCAUGACUGGAUACAAACGUUCUCCGAGACUCGACUCCCUCAGUUAAGAAUAACAACAAAUAAAUAACAUUUGCAACCCACGGAGAUGUAAACAAAAAAUAAGUAUGUAUAGUUUGUUAAGUGGGGUGCACAGAGACGCUCUCCACACACACACACACACACACACACUGCACAAAUGGGAAGUUGGCCCAAUGGGCAUUUUCCAAGCAGCUGCAACCACGAGUGUUGCUUUUAUUGUUGACUUUUUUAAAUCACAAAUGAAAUUUUAGAAUGAACAUACCAUUUUGUGGUCUACUUCUUGGAAUGAAAUCGUUAUGUCUUAAUCAAUUGGAAAGAAUGUUUGGAUUUUUAAUGUUUAACUUUGCUUUGUGUCACCUUGUGGGGCAUUUAUGUGUUGUUCACAUCGGACACGAGUGUCCUGUCGCUGCCCUUUUCUGUAUUGAACUUUGUUCAGUGAGCUGACAUGGCUGCCGCUGGAGACUUAAAGUCCAAACUGUCCGUUUAUGGGUUUUUAACGAGCUAGAGUUAGCUUUGUGUAGCAUAUGCAACAUGCACAGGAACACAGUGCACCUCUGUAAAUAUUGUCAGAAGAAUGUUUAACAUGUUGCACAUAAUACUGGUACGAUUUUAAAAAAAAAGAUAUUGCAAUAUUUCUACAGGAACUGUUGUGUUGUUCCUGAGCUUGAUGUAGGCUUUACAGAUGUAAUCAGAAACAAAACAAUAUCCACAUCCAUAAACUGUUUUCAGGUUCAGUGUGAAGAAUUGAUGCCAGUGAUCAGUUAUCGCUCAGAUAACUUGAACAGAAAACACUCAACUCUUAAGCGGGUCUGGCUAGGUAUGGAAUAUUUCUGUAUUGAAAUGUGUAUGAAACAAUAAUUAUUCAGUGUACUCUAUCAGUACCGGCCUGGAUGUCGAUGGGAUCAUUUGAAGCUCUGUCUGCCUGUGUGUUUGCUCUUCUUAGGGAUUAUGGGCAUCACCCUCAAUGUGUGAUUGACAUGUUUACUAUUCAUUUUUACUAUUCAAGUUCUUUACAAGCUUUUAUUCACACACCAGUGAUUUAACUCUUAUUUCUAAUCAUUUUAAGGCAAUCUUUAUUUCCUGCUUAAUCUCACUUUUUGCCUAAUUGUUUCCUCUGUGUGUCAUUUCAGCAUGUUGCAAUAUGUGGUGUCCUGUUGGUUGUCUUUCCUUUGCCUGCGGUGUGAUAGUGGAUGCCAUGAAAACUGCCCUAGAAAACCCACAUGUCUCUCAAACGUCUUAAUUGUCAGGAUGUAAAGAAAAAAAUCCUCCAUCAAAGAGAUUCAAGUGUCUUACUAAUGCAUUUAUAACAGUUAACCGUAUUCUUUCUCUCCUGGUGUGUCACUCUCAAAAACCUGAACAUGAGUUUGAGAUGUGAGGUUUUCCUCGGGACGGUGGGAGUAGAUAGAUUCUUGUUUUUAUUUGCACAUGUCGUCUGGCUGGUUCAGGUGACCAUCACUCAGAAAACCUCUUAUUUAAUCUUGUAGAUGAUUUUAAUUAUUUAUAAUACGGGAUGUCAAAUGUAGGUGGUUGUUUUCUUGCUUGAUUAUUUCCAUCAUACAUCAAUAAGGGUUUCAUCUCUUGUAUCACCAUUGUUCUUAAGGAGGCUUUGACAGAAUUACAUUUUCUAUUUUAUAACUUAACUCUUCUGAAUACCAUUAUCUGGGUUGUUUAUUUUCAUAAAUGUUCCUGAAGAUGAUUUUAAACUGGUGAGUCGUCUGCUGCCAUCAUCAUCAUCAUCAUCAUCAUCUUCUUCUUCACAGAUUGCUAAAAGAUUCAAGUUUCUUCCAUCUGUAAGCAUUAAAUAUAUUUUCAUUUGUUUUACCUAAUUGGUUUUUAACAGAACAUUCGGAAAUGAAUGAAAAGUCAUGUUUUGUGUGUAUGAAUCAGUACUGUGUACCACUGUUAUCAGCCUGAAGAAAAGCGUUUUACGAUUCGUUUGAUGAACUUUCACUUUCUUACGGAUUGUAAUGAGAUAUUUUUUUGUUGUUAAAAAAAAACAAAAACACUUCUUCCCCGUUAUGUCUCCUGUUAAAGCCAUUGAAAAAGG